GUUAUUCCUGUUCUUCUUGAGGGCCGCCUUAUUGGCUGGGCAGCCACUGAAUCAGAUGCGAAGCGGAUUGCUAUGGAUUUGCGUUUGAUGAAGACCGAUCCUAAUGAGAAACGUGUACCAAGUAAUCUGGAAAUCAUCUAUGUGGCUCCAACAGAGGCUGCAUCGCAGUUCCCUGGCCUUUUUCUCUUUGUUGGCAGCUCUCGACUACUCCGUCCCGUUUACCUCUUGGUUUCUGAAAUGGCAGCAUCACCUUCAGACACGAAUCUUGGCGCAGAUGGUUUCUUUCGUCGCCUUGAGUGGCUCAGUACCUUUGAGCAGGCCUAUUUGCAUGUAGCCGUCACGGAGGCGGAAGUCGCUCUUCAACCCAUUGACCAACGCAGCCAUCUUGAGAUAGCACCCGAGGCGAUCUUUAGUUUUGUUGCCGGUCUCACUCCUUAUCCCGAUUUUAAUCAAGUACUUCUUUAG
Messenger RNA from Protopolystoma xenopodis, 465 nucleotides. The record is from the annotation of a GenBank genome assembly. Lineage: Eukaryota; Metazoa; Platyhelminthes; Monogenea; Polystomatidea; Polystomatidae.